AUGGUGGCCUGCAUGUCUGUUAGACGAUGGGUAGGGGGCUAUGGUGGCCUACAAGCUGUUAGACGGUGGGUAGGGGGCUAUGGUGGCCUACAAGCUGUUAGUCGGUGGGUAGGCCUACAAUCUGUUAGACGGUGGGUAGGGGGCUAUGGUGGCCUACAAGCUGUUAGACGGUGGGUAGGGGGCUAUGGUGGCCUACAAGCUGUUAGACGGUGGGUAGGCCUACAAUCUGUUAGACGGUGGGUAGGGGGCUAUGGUGGCCUACAAGCUGUUAGACGGUGGGUAGGGGGCUAUGGUGGCCUACAAUCUGUUGGACGAUGGGUAGGUGGCUAUGGUGGCCUACAAGCUGUUGGACGAUGGGUAGGUGGCUAUGGUGGCCUACAAGCUGUUAGACAGUGGGUAGGGGGCUAUGGUGGCCUACAAUCUGUUGGACGAUGGGUAGGUGGCUAUGGUGGCCUACAAGCUGUUAGACAGUGGGUAGGGGGCUAUGGUGGCCUACAAGCUGUUAGAAGGUGGGUAGGUGGCUAUGGUGGCCUACAAGCUUGUUCGACGGUGGGUAGGAGGCUAUGGUGGCCUACAAGCUUGUUCGACAGUGGAUAG
Ylistrum balloti is the source of this 597-nucleotide messenger RNA. Its product is annotated as spidroin-1-like. NCBI's taxonomy places the organism in Eukaryota, Metazoa, Mollusca, Bivalvia, Pectinida, Pectinidae. The coding region runs from base 1 to 597 and encodes 198 amino acids. The record is from RefSeq and is a predicted model, not a curated record. The transcript has a single exon.